Messenger RNA from Rhodotorula toruloides NP11, 2214 nucleotides. Its product is annotated as meiotic recombination protein SPO11. The coding region runs from base 1 to 2214 and encodes 737 amino acids. The transcript is spliced from 9 exons. The record is from RefSeq and is a predicted model, not a curated record. Gene Ontology annotation, cellular component: nuclear chromosome. NCBI's taxonomy places the organism in Eukaryota, Fungi, Basidiomycota, Microbotryomycetes, Sporidiobolales, Sporidiobolaceae. Gene Ontology annotation, molecular function: DNA topoisomerase type II (double strand cut, ATP-hydrolyzing) activity; DNA binding; ATP binding. Gene Ontology annotation, biological process: meiotic DNA double-strand break formation; meiotic DNA double-strand break processing; reciprocal meiotic recombination.
AUGGCUAUGCUCUUUGACUGGCCCGCCGACGAGGUCCGGGACGGCCCGCAGGCGGUUGUCGACGAGCUCGCCUCUUCCCAAUCGCUCGCGACUUGCAGGAGCUUGUACAACGUUCACGGGCCAUCGCGGACCAGCACAGCCUUCAGCGUCUUGACGGAGGGUGGGAACGAGCUGGAAGCGAGCGUCGGCGAGGCCACCGAGACGCUGCCGCUCGAGUGGGACGAGGAGGGCGAGGAAGGGACCUUUGGCGACGGCGGCGGGGAGACGGAGGGAGCGCUGUGGCCCGACAUCGGCGACACUCGCGAGCUUCUAGACGGGCUCCCGAGCGCCUCUAUACUCGACGACGAGCUGUCUUCGCUCGAAGUCAACCCUCUCGACCUCGCCCGCUCCUCGCAUUCGCCUGCCCCCGAUGCUGAUGGACCCGAAGGCGCGAGUGACAAUCCAGAUCUGGCAUCUGUGCAGCCGGCGCCGUGCAACAUCGAAGACCCCGCAGGACUGAGCAGCGUCAUUGAAUCCCUCAAGCGCGACUUCGACGAGGCCUUCUCUACUCCGACCUUCGAGCAGGAGCACUCGCCGUCUCCUUCCGCGAAACGCUUCUGCUCAACGUCGCCAAGUCCUCCGCCUCCGGACACGCGCGCACCCUCUCCCGCCCGCUUCGAGCUUCCGCCGCCAAUUCGCCCUCGCAGCCCGACGCAGGCAGAAAUGGACGCCUUCUUCGGCUUCGUCAACCCUCUUGGCGCGCGUUCGCCGGUCGAGGAACCUCCUCGCAUUCCAGCGGUCACAGCGGUGGCGGGCAUCACGGGGGAGGACGCCCAAGACCCGACCUCGCCGGAUGUCUCUGCACGUCAAGUCCUGGAGGCGUCUCCUCAGCCGAAUUUCGUCCCUGGGCACCUCGAAGACAUUAUCGACAGCUCCGCCGAAGCGCAAAAACCGCCUGACGUCGACGAGGCGUACUUCCAGCUGGCGCCCAUUCCGACGGUUUCGUCGACAAGCUUGCCGCUCUCGCUCGAAGGUCGUCGACUCGCCAUCAUCUCCUCGCUCGAACAGCUCGCCCUCUCCGUCUUCAGCCAGAUCGUCGACAACGUCGCUCCGCCCGCCCCGCAGCCCGCCGAAAGCUCUCAACCAGCCACGCGACCGCCUUGGAAGCAGAUUCGAGUUGUGCUGGCGAAGCGACGGAGCUCAAAGGACGGCUCCGCCUCUCGUCAGACUAUCAGGUUCCCUCGCAAAUAUGGCCAAGGCGAUCAGGUCCGGCUUGGCGCGAAAGAGCUCGCCUGCCUCCUGCGACUCGUCGAGCUCGUCUUGGAGGGCUUGCGGGACGAGAAGGUGUCGACAAAGCGGGACCUGUACUACCGCGACGUCGCCCUCUUCGGCAAGCAGACCAUCGUUGACUCGCUCAUCGACAACUUGGCCGCAACUCUCGAUGUGCGAAGAAGCGAGCUCAACGUCGUCGCUGCGGCGAAAGGCCUGGUCGCCGGCACAAUCAAGCUCGUCAUGAAGGACAGAACGGUGCAGAACGGCCCCGAACAGUCGGUCCUCAUCCCUACGGCGCAAACUCUCGAGAGCGUCGAGGCGGAUGCGGCCGAGUGGCUGCUCGUGAUCGAGAAAGAGGCGGUCUUCCAGUCGCUGGCGAGUUCGCCGAUCCUCAACGACCUUGAGCUCGGAAACGGUGUCAUCUUGACCGGUAAAGGCUACCCCGACAUCGCCACUCGCGACCUGCUCAAGCUUCUCUCGGACAGCUACCCUUCUCUUCCUCUCUUCGCCCUCGUCGACAGCGAUCCUCACGGGCUCGACAUCCUCUCAACCUAUCGCUUCGGGUCUGCGGCGCUCUCACACGACUCCGCUAACCUCGCCGUUCCCCGCCUCGAGUGGCUCGGCGUCAAGGGCACGGAGUGGGACGAUCUCGGGGUUGAUAGGGACGAGUUGCUUCCUCUCUCGCUCCACGACCGGCGCAAGGCGCUUGCGAUGCUCAAGAGGGAGGGUCUGCCUGACGAGUGGAGCCGCGAACUCCAGUACAUGCUUCACCUCGGUCGCAAAGCGGAGAUUCAGAUCCUCGCUUCCUCCUCGUCGCCUCCGCAGCUUGAAACCGACACGCAAACUCAGCUUUCGACCUCGAAUUCGACACCAGCAUCUUCGUCUCGUCUCGUCAACUACAUGAAGACCAAACUUCGCAUCGCUCUCGCUCUCGCUCGGACGGAAGGGACAGACCACGCUUGA